AUGGCGUUGAAACGGUGGCGAAAAGAUGUCGACGAGGUCCUCAAAUUGAAAACUUUGGAAAACUGCAAUCUCUCCGAAAUUAUGGAAACUACGGACAAGCUAAAUCCAUUCAAUUUAACGAUGACUUUAACCCUUAACAACCGGCCUUACAACGGUCAAAGUGUCAAACUCGUAAUCAGGGCAGAACCAGAUUAUCCCUUUAAAUCUCCGAGAGCCAACUUUUUGACGGAAAUGUACCACCCAAACAUCAACAAGGGACCGGGUGGACUUCUCGAUAUGGAUAUGGUGUGCCCCUCAACAAGGGCUUGGAAACUAAACACAACUUUGACAGAGUUUGUAUCCGCUGUCAUUCAAGUUUUGAACAAACCAACAUCUCGUCACGUACUCCGAGCGGACAUUUCAAAAGAAUAA
Folsomia candida is the source of this 411-nucleotide messenger RNA. RefSeq names its product ubiquitin-conjugating enzyme E2 L5. Gene Ontology annotation, cellular component: nucleus. Gene Ontology annotation, biological process: protein polyubiquitination. Bases 1 to 411 code for a protein of 136 amino acids. Gene Ontology annotation, molecular function: ubiquitin conjugating enzyme activity. The record is from RefSeq and is a predicted model, not a curated record. The transcript has a single exon. NCBI's taxonomy places the organism in Eukaryota, Metazoa, Arthropoda, Collembola, Entomobryomorpha, Isotomidae.